UGUCCUCAGCAUCCAUGUCAUGAUUGUGGGAACAGUCCGAGAGAGAUCCAGGGAGUUGGGACUCACUGCUCUUUCAGCAUGUGCAUAGAGUAUCGCUUAAAUAAGGUAGACAAGUGAAUAGUGGAACAGGCGCGCCCUUUUUUCUCUCGAGAUUGCAAAACUUUCGCCGUAUUAGUUCGUUCCCAACGUCUGCCUUAAGCCACGCAAUAAUAAUCUAGGCUGCCGCUCAAACCGCUCACACAGGGAAAAGUGAGUUUGUUUUGAGGAUCCAGUCUACGUGAUUGAUGCCAUCGGAUCCGGCCUGAGCUUUGUGUAUAUAACCAGACUUAAAAGCCAACAUCAACAACACACAUUGACAACGACGUCAAAGAGCACAAAGAGUUCCAAUUCAUGCCUCAAUCGAGAUUUUUCAUCACCAGAUUGUCACGCGCACACGAAGUUCUCUCCAUCUGUGUGUGCUUUUUGUACGAAGAGACCUACUCAUCGUUCAAACAAAAGCUUUAAGAGUACCCAAGGCUUUUUUUUCGUUUCAAGUGCUGCAGACGCGAUCUGGUGGCACCAUUUGCUUGAAGGUUCGGGUCCAACACUCGCAGGGUGGUGGCUUGGCAUCCCUGAACAUCGAACCAUAAACCAGCAAAAAGAGAUACAAGGAGGUGCUUUAGAACUCGGUGACCGACUACAUUAUGGGUGACCACAAGUUGUCCAUAUCUGAUGGUCUGAUAGCCUUCGGGGCUCCACUGGCUGUGGCUGGGAUUGAGGCUGACAUUCCUGUCCCAACUUCGGCCUCAUCCGACGAUGGUCGGCAAGCUUCCAAGUCGAACUCACGAGCCCCAUCGCUCGAAGAACCUUUGGCUGAGAUUGAGAUUGAAUGGGAUGAUGAAGAGGAGCAACGCUAUCGUGAUUGGCUCCGUGAGCUCCAAGCUCAACGACGUGAAAGCAUGCCCUUACAAUGGAACGAGUUCGACGCGGAACAAUCCUAUCGCGAGCGACUUAAACAACAAGAGGAGGAUCGACAGGAUGAGCCCAUCGAUUGGGACGAUAGUCGGGAACAAGAAUUUCGGCAACAUUACAUUGAGAUGAGGAAGAAGCAAUUAUUGGAGGCAAAUUGGGACGAAUAUCGAGCAGAGGAGGAAUAUCGGGAACGCAUGAAACGAUUGGCGGAUCUGAACAAGAGCAAACCCGUGGAGUGGGACGAUCAAGAGGAGCGACGAUGCCAGGAGAGAUAUCGAAACAAGAGAUAUCACUAAAAAUGACAUAAUACACGAACACCUAACACCUUUAUGGGGCUCUUUAAUGUUGCUCUUUAAGACGCAGAAAACCUUUUCUCUGAAAUUUUAGCCUAUACAUGACAAUUUGAUCACGCAAUGGGUUUGGAGUUUCAAAAUACGUUCAAAACUCUAAAUUUACCUACUCUGUUAAAAAUGUGACUCAUAUCAAUGGUUAAGUCUCUCGUUGGCCGCAAUGCCCGCUUGAAUGUCUGAACAAUUAGAUCAACCCGCACAUAGCGGUAAUGUAUUAUGAUCGUAUGACAAACUGGUUUGGUAUUAGCAUCGUGCUGUGCACAAAGUUGGAAAGUCUAAGAGCACGUGUGCUUCCAUAACACCGGCAACUCCACAUAGUACACUUUCUGCGGAGUCAUUCAACUUUGUCUUAUGUACCUGUCUCCUCGAAGUGUCUCGUCAUCAUCAUCAUCAAAGCAGUGUGUGUUCUUGCGGCUCUGCGGCCACAGCAAGUAGAUACUUGUUCAACUUAGUAGUCAGUGGCGCCGACAAGAGGUUGCUUUAGUGACAAAAGACAGAAAAAAGAAAGACGUGGACAUUUGCUAACGACCUCAGUUGUUUGAGUUUGAUUGCUCUCUUUGGUAGGUUUGGUCCGUCCCUUACAUUAAGUGCCAAAACCAGGGAGUAACAUGGUGACAGGCAAGAAAGUGGCCUUGAUGCUCUUGAGCUUUUUCAUCGUCUGUGAAAUGGUCAUGAUUUCCCUCCGAACGGAUUUACUCGCCUCCUCCAAUGCCUACUUUACACGCUGGAAUCGCCAAUCGGGUGCCUGGUUCAAUUUGUUCGAUCCUGCGGAUGAUCCAUCGACUCACUUGGUGGCACAGAAGACAGCCUUGGAGAAAAGCAUGGAUGACAUGGUCUACCCGGCCGAGAUGAAGAUGAAGAUGUUCAAUAUGUACGACGGGAAUUGGAAGGAGAUUGUCUCCAAAGGGGAUGACGUGUUUCCCAAAACCAGACAACAACACUAACGACGCUCUAAAUAUCAGUUUGAUCUACGUAUUGUAUUGAAAGGAGCCAAAUGUACUACUGUACUCGGGCUCUUUUAAAUCUCUAACUUCAGGGCAGUUCGAAGGGCACGAUUCAAUUCGGUUUUGAUGUCUUCGACAUUCUCGAUUCCCACGGAGAAUCUCACGGUUCCCUCAUGGAUUCCCACCGCCGAGCAAUCUUCGGGCUUCAAGAAACUAUGGGUGGUGCUCAUGGGAUGACUGAUCAAUGAGUGCACCCCACCCAAACUCACGGCAUACGUGAUGAACUUCAAGUUGUCGAAGAAGGCCAGGGCUUCGCGUUUGCCCCCCUUGAUCGUGAAGGCAA
Messenger RNA from Tigriopus californicus, 2588 nucleotides. Its product is annotated as trichohyalin-like. Bases 684 to 1247 code for a protein of 187 amino acids. The transcript is spliced from 4 exons. The record is from RefSeq and is a predicted model, not a curated record. NCBI's taxonomy places the organism in Eukaryota, Metazoa, Arthropoda, Copepoda, Harpacticoida, Harpacticidae.